AUGUGUCGAGUGCGGAAGUCUGAAUACUGCGAAACAACCACAUUGCAGAAAGUGAAACGAAAACGACAUGUUGAUGACGACAUUCAUGGGUUGCCCGGAAUCACAUAUUUCCAAGAUAUUCCGCGAAAUUUCCUGAAUCAGUCUGGAAGCUCUCCUACUAUGGACUGUCGUGGCUCUUCUCACUCUCGGUCCACACCUGCAUCAGCAACAUCAACUCAUUCAAAGAUCCACUGUCGAUGUGGGACGGUUGGUCCCAUGGCGAAUCGCCUCCUAUUACAUCCAGCAAUUCGUGUCAUCUACGCAACCCAAGCCUCGUUCUACAUCCAUUCCGUCUAUGCUACUUUAUAUCUGGAUCCUUGGCGAAAAGAUUCUUGGCUGAUGUUCAUCCAUCACUUCAUAGCGCUGUCGAUGCUGUUACUUAGCUAUGUGGACAAUUUUACUCUCUGUGGAGCACUAUUGCUAUUUCUGCAAGACAGUUCGGAUGCGAUGCUGGAAAUGGCAAAAAUGAAUGCUAACCUGACGAGACGGAGAAAGGAUGGUGUUUACUAUAAGUCCAUUGACUUUGCCGGCAGCACCGUAUUCGUGCUGUUCGCCGCUAAC
Ostertagia ostertagi is the source of this 600-nucleotide messenger RNA. Lineage: Eukaryota; Metazoa; Nematoda; Chromadorea; Rhabditida; Trichostrongylidae. The record is from the annotation of a GenBank genome assembly.